Molecule: messenger RNA, 702 nt
Organism: Penicillium atrosanguineum
Lineage: Eukaryota; Fungi; Ascomycota; Eurotiomycetes; Eurotiales; Aspergillaceae
Product: riboflavin synthase
Exons: 3
Coding region: 1-702 (233 amino acids)
Biological process (GO): riboflavin biosynthetic process
Molecular function (GO): riboflavin synthase activity
Source: RefSeq, a predicted model, not a curated record
AUGUUUACUGGACUUGUUGAGACCAUUGGGACCGUCACGGCCCUGGAGCCCCUCGAUACCUCGUCGAGCGGGGGCGGGGGUACAUCUCUCACCAUCUCUGACUGCGAGGAGAUCCUCUCCGAUUGCCACCUGGGCGAUAGCAUCGCUGUCAAUGGAACCUGCCUGACGGUCACGGCAUUCGAUAAAACCUGGUUCAAGGUCGGAGUUGCGCCGGAGACCCUGCGCCGUACGAACCUCGGUGAUUUGCAGACCAGUUCUUUCGUGAACCUUGAACGCGCCGUCUCUGCGGAUACUCGAAUGGGUGGACACUUUGUGCAGGGCCAUGUCGAUACUGUCGCGAAGAUUCUGUCUGUCACGCCGGACGGGAACUCGCUAGUCUUCCGCCUGCAGCCGCGCGAUAAGGAUGUCCUCCGUUACGUUGUUGAGAAGGGCUACGUUACCCUGGACGGGGCCAGCUUGACUGUGACUAAGGUUGUGGAUGGUGAGGAUGGUUUCUGGGAGGUGAUGCUUAUUGCCUAUACCCAGGAGAAGGUGGUUACAGCUGGAAAGAAGGUGGGUGAGUUUGUCAACGUUGAGAUUGACAUUGUGGGCAAGUACGUCGAGAAGAGCGUACAGGGUUACUUCGCCGGCACUUCAGGAGGCGAUUUUGCUAUUCUCGAGAAGAUGGUUGGCCGUCUGGUCGAGGAGAAGCUCAAGAAAUAA